UUUUUCCUUAGGAACAGCUGCCCAGGGAAUUUAAUCUGAUUUUGUGCGUGCGUCCAAGAUCUUUCCGACGACAUUACUUUCCAGGACUAUUUUAUAACAAAACUCAAUGAAGGAGAGAAGAUCUAGCCAGAAGCUAUCACUUAAAUCCGGAAUGGAUCCAAGUCAAAGUGUUAAAUGCAAAAUAGUGGUCGUAGGAGACAGUCAGUGUGGGAAAACCGCUUUACUACAUGUAUUUGCGAAGGACUGUUUUCCAGAGAAUUACGUCCCCACGGUGUUUGAGAAUUACACGGCCAGUUUUGAAAUCGACACGCAAAGGAUUGAACUCAGUCUGUGGGACACCUCAGGAUCACCAUACUAUGACAACGUGAGGCCUCUCUCCUACCCUGAUUCAGACGCAGUCCUUAUCUGCUUCGACAUCAGCCGACCUGAGACCCUGGAUAGUGUGUUAAAGAAGUGGAAAGGAGAGAUCCAGGAGUUCUGUCCUAACACCAAGAUGUUGCUGGUGGGGUGCAAGUCGGACCUGCGGACAGAUCUCACCACGCUGGUGGAGCUGUCCAAUCACAGGCAGACGCCAGUGUCAUAUGACCAGGGUUCAAACAUGGCCAAGCAGAUUAGCGCCCCCUAUAUCGAGUGUUCAGCCCUCCAGUCAGAGAACAGCGUGAGGGACAUCUUCCACGUGGCCACCCUGGCCUGCGUCAACAAGAGCAACAAGCACGUCAAGAGGAACAAGUCCAACCGUGCCACCAAGAGGAUCUCGCACAUGCCCAGUAGGCCCGACCUGUCGGCAGUGGCGUCAGACCUGCGCAAGGACAAAGCCAAGAGUUGCACAGUUAUGUGAAGACCAGGACUCCACCCAAAAUUUCUGUUUUGUUUUAUUUUUUUUUUUUUGAUGCUGGAAGUAGGCAGAGGAGCAUGGAACAAGGUGUGAGGGAGGAGGGAGCCCCCCCUUCUUCUCACCCCGACACACAUGCACGUAUACACAUGCCAAGCAGUGGGAGAGGAUAUGGGUGGGUUGAGCUGCACUUUAAAGCAUCUGCUCCACACAGAGUUGAGGUUCACUGCCUGAACUAAGCUGGAGUGUGUGGUGUCAAGAAAUUAACACAAGAAGUGACUUUAUUUGAAAAGAUUUCAAUAACCUCCCUCUUCCCCACCCUAAGCUUAGUAUAACAUACCUGUGCUUGAAGGCCUCAAGGCACAUUAAAAUUUAUGUAUCUGAAUUAGUCUUGCUCCCACCCCCCCCUUUCCACACACACACACACACACACACACAACACAAAAGGAAGUUCUGUUCCUGCUUCUGUGGACUCUAUUUACAGCUCCCGGAAAUGUCAUUGCGACGUCAGGAUCUCGGGAGAACGCAGUUCAGGCCACACGCUUCCUCUUUGCAGGAAACGUGCAGGGGAAGGAAGUGAUAUCAGAGCUUUUUUUAAUCCUCCGGUGUUCCUCACAAAACGGGGAGGGGACCCAAAGCAAAAAAAACUGGCUUCACCUCCUUCCCUCCGCUGGUGCUGGGCAGUGGGGGUUUGAAGUGGCUGUGCUUGCAGACUGAAAAAUGACAACUAGACAAUUUCUUGCACUGGCUUCUGGAACUUGUGUCUAUGUCAGGGGGUGUCAGACGAAAAUCUAAAAAUGACAGCAAAUCACUGUGGUUUAAAUAAUGGCUUUUGUUUCCCCCGUCCUUGAAUCGCUGCCACAUGAUGUUUGUCUGACGGGGGGAAAAAGGACUUUUUUUAAAAAUUUUUUUGUCCUGUACCGCUGACUCUGUUGCGCACCGUCCUCCUGGAUCUCAAAGCCUUUUAAGUGUUCUGUUUGUUUUCAUGUCAUCCUUGUGCUGUAUUAACCUCAAAGCAUAUUCUGCCCUCAUGGUUUUUGACCAAAGAGAAGCUUGAGAGUGUGAAAUCCCAGGACCUAUCAAGUGGUCUCAAACUGCAAUUUAAAGCCCUGUUUUUUGUGCUGUGAAUAUCAAGGGAAGACAUAAGGGUGUGAUUGGAGUGUUGGGCAUGUUUUUAUGGAUCCUGACUGGCUGUCAUUAGUGUGGUCACUUGGCCUCAUUGACAGGCCUUCUUAAUUGUAGCCUAAAUCAGCGUUCCAGUCCUGAGGGGUUGUAAUGAUGGUCAGAUAGGGUAUUGGGGACAGACAUUCCCACCAUCUGCAGCAGUGACAUUUGUACACAAGCUUUGCAUGGGAUUAUAGUAUAUGCAUCCCCUCAGCGUUUUUUUUCCCAGCUGGUUAUCAGUGAAGUUUGGACUAAAAGGCCACCAUCGUUCAGUUUCCCAUUGCAAGGAUGUCCGCAGCUAUGCAAUACAUUCAUUUGUCUGUUACCAUCUGGAAACAAAAUCUAAAAUGAUGCAUAUUUUUAGUUUUUUUGUUGUUGUUGUUGAAGGACAUAGUACAACCUGGGUUUCAUAAGUUAAGGUUUUUUGUGUGUGAGGGAGGGAGUGUAAGGUGUUAAGCCAGCAGGCUGACAUUCAUUUGAGAGGGCUUCAUCAUUUGGGCUGGAAACUAAAUGCUAUUCUACAUGUGACAAUAUGUUACUCUCUUGUUGCACUUUGUUCUGAUUAGUCUACGCAAAAGGUAUGAUUUUCCAAUGUGUACUGAAUCUCUAUAACUGGAGAUACUUCUGAAGUGCUUUCAGAGUGGUGCAUUGUGUUCCACAAGGGCAGUAUUAUCAGCUAGCCAGCAUAUGCUUUCUGUAUAUAAUUUUUAAAUUAAAUUAUGAAGUCCUUUUCUGUAGAACAU
This is a messenger RNA of Megalops cyprinoides (Indo-Pacific tarpon), 2739 nucleotides long. RefSeq names its product rho-related GTP-binding protein RhoE. Gene Ontology annotation, biological process: small GTPase-mediated signal transduction. The coding region runs from base 107 to 838 and encodes 243 amino acids. Lineage: Eukaryota; Metazoa; Chordata; Actinopteri; Elopiformes; Megalopidae. The record is from RefSeq and is a predicted model, not a curated record. Gene Ontology annotation, molecular function: GTPase activity; GTP binding. The transcript is spliced from 5 exons.